Molecule: messenger RNA, 4422 nt
Organism: Diplodia corticola
Lineage: Eukaryota; Fungi; Ascomycota; Dothideomycetes; Botryosphaeriales; Botryosphaeriaceae
Product: multiple ankyrin repeats single kh domain-containing protein
Exons: 9
Coding region: 1-4422 (1473 amino acids)
Biological process (GO): innate immune response
Cellular component (GO): cytoplasm
Molecular function (GO): protein binding
Source: RefSeq, a predicted model, not a curated record
AUGGGUGACCAACACACGAGCGACAGCCCCGAACAAUACCGCGUCAUGAAGCAAGGAAUGGAAAUCCUUCGUGACCCUGACGGCAAUGCCAGCGUUGAUAUCGUUGCUGUGCCGGGGCUCGGUGCUCACCCGGUGACCAGCUGGACCCAUCCUGAUACCAAGUUCAACUGGCUACGGGACUCUGAUGGGCUGGCAAAAGAUUUCCCGACCGCACGUGUUCUCCUCUUCCAGUACGGAUCCGCUUGGGUCGGCUCUCUCAAAGUCAAGCAGUGUCUUGACAGCAUCGCUGAAUCUCUGCUCAAUGCACUCAUUUCUGAACGGGAGAAAUGUGAAAGGCGCCCGAUCGUCUUCAUUGGGCACAGCAUGGGCGGUCUUGUUAUCGCCAAGGCAGUGUGUAUCGCAGGCUUCCACACUUCCGAUUACCCCAACGUAUUCGAGGCCAUUUGCGGAUGCGUGUUCUUUGGCACGCCGUUCGACGGUGCCGAGGUUGCCAAUGUUGCCGCCAUGUACGCUUCUACGGCUGAACUACUUUCCCCUAAUGGGCACGCUCAAGCCUCGGCUCUGCUUGACGUGAUGAAGCCCGGCAACCAGUAUCUGCAAGGGCUGAAGAAGGAUUUUCUCCGCCUCGUCCGCAAAUUGGCCGGGAACAUCCAGAUUGCUUGUCUCUGGGAGGUGUUUGAGACAGACUUUCCCGAAAUGGUUGGUAUGCGGGACAACAAGAUUGUUCGCAAGGUUUUCGACGUUCUCAUCCCUCAGGGUCGCAAAAAAUUUGUCGAUAAGGAAGCAUCAAUCCUUGUUGGGUAUGACGAGUGUGGUCUCCAGAGCGCACAUCGCAAUCUUGUCCAUUUUACAGGGUUCAAAGACCCAAAGUACCAGAUGAUGCGAACUCCACUGAGAAAAGUAGUCGAGAAGGCAAGGCUCGUUGCGAAGAGUCGGUUCAGCUGCACACGAGAUGUUGAUCGAGACAUGGUGAGGGACAUCCUCGAUUCACUUGAAGGUGUCCACAUCCAGAGAAAGCGGGACACUUUGAGAGCCAAAGUGAACUCUCAAUCUUGGAUAAUUGAAGAGCAGGAGUACAAGGACUGGUUCCGCUUACAACCCAGCACCGAGCUUCCCGAGGAUGGACAGACUCCAUCCGAGACGACCAGGAGCCAAGACGGCUGUGACGAGAGGUGUCUUUGGAUACGUGGCGCAGAAGGCAAGGGAAAGACCAGCGCAGUCCUGGCGACGAUUGACAGGAUAUCUGACCUGUCAUCCGAGGCGGAGGAGAACAACUCGCGUCCUGUCCUCUGUGCUUUUUUCUUCUGUGACAAAUCCUCGGAUGGAUCCAGUGCGGAGGAACUGCUAAAGUCGAUAAUGCGUCAACUGGUCUACCAACAGGAGAGACUGGCAAAAUACGUCAAGCAGUUUCGCAAGAAGGAAGGGAAGGGGUCGACGAGCCAGGGGGGGCCGUCCCAAGCCAGCAUGAGUGUGGAAAACCUGUGGCAAGGCCUCCGGGACAUGUUCGCUGACCGUUUCGUCGGGGCAAUCUACAUUGUUGUCAGCAAUCUUCAUGAGCUCCCAGAAAGCGCCGACGGGUCCACCCAGAAGCUUCUGCAGUUGCUGCAUCAAAAGCUGAAAGACGGUGACAUUGACGAUGCACAAAAGGUCCGGGUGAGAUGGCUCUUUACCGGUCGAGAGCGAAGCAAUCUCAAGAAGGCGCUGCCUCGGACGGGGGUCCGGUCGAUCGAUCUGGAUGACGAGGAGCAUCACGGCAAAGUGAAAUCCGAGGUGCAGUCGCACGCUGAGAACAUGAUUGCCGACCUUGGCGCCGAGAAGCAGUACAACAUGGCCGUUCUCUAUUUCGCAAUUUCUCUCGUCGGGAAGCGAGCAGAGACCAAGAAGUGGGUCGACGUAACGUGUGUCCAUCUGGCGGCACUCCCGCCGGGAUCAAGCGAUCUCCAGGUCCGGCAUCUUCUUGAGGGUGUCCCGCAGGAUGUGAAAACUCUCCUCAAUGGCGCGUGGGAGUCGCUACUCAAGGGCAACGACCCGGAUACUGCUGCAAGCAUCAAAGAAAUGCUGCGCACCCUUAUCCUCACCAACGAAGACCUCACCGAAGAGGAACUUUCCAUUCUUACCGGCCUUUCGUCGACGUCGCAAGACAAAGAUAAGCUGAGGAAGCUGGUCAAACAGUGCAGUCCGCUGUUGAGCUUCAGGGAAUCGGAAGGCGGCAAGCAGGUAGUCAGCUUCGUGCUCGAAGACAUCAAGACACACCUCGACACAUGCUCCGAGAAUCUUCUCGGUCUUUGUGAAGAGGGGAGGAAAUUGCAGCAGGGAAUGGUCGCAUUGAGGUGCUUUUCUUACAUAAUGAAAGCCGGGCGUCAGCACUCAGCACCUUCUGGAAACGACAACCCGGCCUCCACAGAGGCGUCAGAGGUCCCUAACCUUUCCCAAAACCAGGACUUGGAAGAUGAGGGGAAGCUUCUGAGCUACCCAAUCAAGUACUGGCUUCAACAUUCCAGCAAAGCAACAGCGGAUAUCGCGAGGAUCUUAAGCGAGAAAGAAGAGUUCUGGAAACCGGGGUCAGAUAUCCGAUUGUGGUGGACGCAGGCUAUAAGCGAUGGGAAAGACGACUUCAAAAGGCUCAUGGUAGUCGGACAGUUCAAGAUCGAAGACUUGACCGCUCUGCACCUGGCGUCAUGCGUUGGAUACGCCGAACUUGUUGCUGCACUCAUCGAUAGAAGCCCAAAGGAGGAGGUGAACCGCGAAAUUGGCGCGGGGGUGACGCCGUUGCACCUUGCGGCUUACUUUGGGCACGAGGAAGUCGUUGAAGUCCUCCUCGACAAGGCUUUCGACAAGGCUUACGACAAGGCUCCCGCUAUCGAUGUAGGCGAUUGCGCCAAUGCACCCCCCUUGGCAUUCGCGGCGUUGCCAGGAAAUCUUUCUGUAAUCAAAUUGCUUCUUGCUAAUGGAGCGGAUCCGCGUGCUUCACCAAAAGAAUGGCCGACCUUAUGCACUGGCGCUGCCAUCCUUUCUGGUAAAAUCGAAGCCGUCACUCUCCUGGUGGACAAGGACGCUCCCUUGACUGAUGGAACCCCACUGGAUGUCAAUUUAUACGACGAUACACCGUCACCGCUGGCUUUGUCUGCAGUCUGCUCUGACAUUUCUAUUUUCGACUACGUUUUGAGGAAAGGCGAAGGGCAGUUCACGGAAAGGGACUACCGCCACGCAUUUUCUGACGCAGCGGCAGCUGGCCGCAAAGACGCCCUUGAGAAGUUACUGGAGACUCAACCCAGCCGCGAACUCUUCCAAAGCGCUUUAGACAGAGCAGCGAAAGAGGAAAGCGCCCUGGAAGCAGCUGCUGAGGACACUGAUGAGCUUCCUGAGGUUCUGAGGGCUAUUUGGGAAAACACAGGCGGCGACUUGCCCCAGGACGUGAUAGACGACUGCCUAUACCAGGCAACGGACAACGAAAAGCAAACGACCGUCGAGAAGCUGCUAGACCCAGACACAUUUCGCGCAAAUGCCAAUGCACGGGGUGAAAAAUAUGGAAAUGCCCUGACGGCCGCCACAAACGAUGGGACAACGGAUAUCAUCGAGAUGCUGCUCAAGAGCGGUGCGGACGUGAAAUCGGAGCACGGAUGGGCGCUUCAGGCUGCCGCUGCCCAAGGCCACCUCAAUGUUGUGAACCAACUUCUUGAGGAAAGAGUUGGCGCCGACGUCAACGCCUGCACUGACAACCCGCAUUUUCCAGCGGGCACAGCCCUGCAAGCCGCAUGCGAAGCUGGCUGGUCUGAGAUCGUCGGCACGCUACUUGCCAAGGGCGCAGACCCGAACCUUGGUAAGGGAGAGCGCAGCCCCCCAGUCUGCGUCGCGGCCAAUAAGGGCGAGGAAUCGAUUCUGCAGCGGCUCAUGGGGGAUUCCAAUCUCAAUCUAAAUGUCCUCGGCGGCCCGGACAAGUCGACCCCGCUUGUUCACGCUGCCUUCAAUUGCCCAACCGCAACCGUGCAGCAAAUGAUCAAAAAAGGUGCCGAGGUCAACAUGGCGAAUGUCGAUGGCGACACAGCACUUAUAGUAGCUGCUCGUAGAGGAGACGCCGGUAUCCUUGGCUUCCUUCUUGACAACGGCGCGGACAUGAUGCGUGUGAGCAAACGGAACGAGACGGCGUUGGAGGUCGCACUGGAGAAGAACAACGUAGAAUGCGCCACUCUCCUUGCUGUAAGAGCAUCAAGCAUUCUGAGAGCCAUAGACGGUUUGACUCAGUCCCAUCCGGAUAUGAUGCAAACCAUACGCCAGCAAAGCAAGGGCAUCUAUGAUGAUAGAAGCUUCAUGGGCCAACGACCCAGUAGGCCAGAGGAUCCGGACGACACUGAUUUGGAAGCCAGAAACGCACGACUCGUGAAAAUUGGGCUUCACCAUUACCCCCCACCCAGCAAGAGUUGA